AUGAAACUUGCCGCUGUAACGUUGUUGUACGACCCCUCAUACCUUCCUGGUUCGUUGGUACUAGGGGUGGCACUACGCAAACUAGUAUCUCUGUCUGCGUUGGAAGUCGAAUUGGCAAUCUUAAUUGACGAGCUGAAAUUCACAAAGUAUCAAUUGGACUUAUUGUUAGAGUUGUAUGAUACCUUAAUUCCAGUGCAGACAUUGACUUCGACCUUAGAGGAUAAAUUGGAGAACGAUUUGGGAAGACCGGAAUUGGCCAAAACUUUCACAAAAGUUGCGCUUUGGGGAUUGAGUAGGUACGAUAAGGUGUUGUACUUGGAUUCGGAUACUGUACCAGAAUGGCAUGCUAAGGGCGAUAGUACGGUGCUUGAUUUGUUCAAAUUGAAAUUUCCCCAGAAUAAGAUUUUGGCAGUGCCAGACUCUGGAUUUCCGGAUAUUUUCAAUUCUGGUGUGUUCGUGUUGCAGCCUAAUAUUACAGAUUAUGAGCAGUUAAUUGGGCUCAUCAUAGACUCAGAGCUUACCGGAAAAUCCAUUUCAUUUGAUGGUGCGGACCAGGGGCUAUUGAACCAGUAUUUUAACCCGCAGCCCAACUGGGUGACAGAUUUGUUGAAUGACGAUGAUAAUGUACAGGAAUCGACCAGUACCAAACUGAAGAGCUUUUCAGAGAAAGAUGUUGCCAAUGCGGAAGUGGUUAAAAGCUCAAACUGGAUUAAGCUUCCAUUCUUGUAUAAUGUCACCCCAAGCAGUCAGUAUGAGUACUUACCGGCGUACAAGUAUUUUACUGAAGGUGUAGGAGGAAGUGGCGAGGAUUAUGGAAUAGAUGGGGAACCAUUGACUGGCGGAUUUGCUGGAGCAGGUAAAGAUGAAUUGCUCUCAUCUACCAAUGCUGCGUUAAACUCGUACAACUUUACAGCUAGCAAUUACUUCAAAGGUGGGAAUCAAAUCAAAUUGACUCAUUUUAUUGGCCCUUACAAACCGUGGUUUACCGAGACAAAACAUCCACUUCAUCAGAAGUGGUGGGAUUUAUGGGAAAACUAUUAUGGAAAGACACUGCUGAUCGAUGCAAUUGCAUUCUGGGAGAAAGCUUUAGGGGAUCACUCGAAUAAUACCAGUGAAUUAUAUUAUGCUAAAGGGAAGGAAGCUGGAAAACGGCUCGGAAACGUCCACAAUGUUGAAGAAGGUACGGAAACGGUAGAAGAAAGUCAUGCUGAUAGUGAACCUUAUCAAGAAAUUUCACAACCCUCAGUGUCUGACCCAGACUCAUUAUGUGACCCAACUAGUUACCAAUUGCUCCCAUCCAAUAUAGAGCCCACUGAGGAUAGUUCCUGGGAUGCUACUAAAGAAGAACCCCCCAAAGCAUCUGAUACUCCUAAGGAAGCACCAGUGCAAAUGGAGGAGGAAAUGAGGAGUUUCCAGAAUAUCUGGGAUGGCAAUGCUGAUGAAGAGCACAAGGAAGUUGAAUCGAAGUCAGUUGAAGAGUUGAUUGAAGAAGAAGAAGAAGAAGAACAAGCAGCCGCAGAGCCAGAGCCGGUGACCGCUGAGAUUUACAAACCGACUCCAAGGCCCGAGAUCGUGCCAAUUCCAGCCACUAACGAGAGAGAGUACUUUGAACCUGAAAGAGUAUUUUACGAUGAUCCCGUAGAAUUUCCGACGAUUUUACAGAAGGUUCGGGAUUUAGAAGUAGAGCAGGACGAAGAGGAAAAUGCAUUAGACGAGGAAGAGGAGGAGAAUAUAGCCGAUAUUGAGGAGGAGGAUUGGGAAGAACAAGGGGAAGAGUUGGGUCAUGGACCGGUGCACAACUAUAAUAAGAUAUUCCCUUGGGAGUUUAGAGGCAGAUCUGCACAACCGGAGAGAUCAUUUGACGAUUCAUAUGAUUAA
Dujonia railenensis is the source of this 1878-nucleotide messenger RNA. NCBI's taxonomy places the organism in Eukaryota, Fungi, Ascomycota, Pichiomycetes, Serinales, Debaryomycetaceae. The record is from the annotation of a GenBank genome assembly.